Molecule: messenger RNA, 1203 nt
Organism: Drosophila ficusphila
Lineage: Eukaryota; Metazoa; Arthropoda; Insecta; Diptera; Drosophilidae
Product: glyoxalase domain-containing protein 4
Exons: 4
Coding region: 105-971 (288 amino acids)
Source: RefSeq, a predicted model, not a curated record
GUCACACUGCUGCCGAACGUACAUAAACAAGGCCGAAAUUCGAUUGUAAACCAUUUUCAUACACUCAGCGCCAGUUAAAUAAAUCGCAGGGAAUAAACUUUAAGAUGUCGGCGAUUUCGGGACGUGCACUUCACUAUGUUUUCAAAAUCGGAGAUCGAGCUAAAAAUGCAUUUUUCUUUCGCCAAAUCUUGGGAAUGAAGGUGUUGCGGCAUGAGGAAUUCAAGGAGGGCUGCGAUGCCGCCUGCAAUGGGCCCUACGACAAUCGUUGGAGCAAAACUAUGGUCGGAUAUGGACCCGAAAGCUCGCAUUUCGUUAUUGAACUUACCUAUAAUUAUGGUGUUAGCAGCUACGAAAUGGGAAAUGACUUUGGCGGCGUGACCAUACAUUCCAAGGAUAUCCUUUCCCGGGCCGCCGAGCACUCGUAUCCUGUGACUAAGGUUGCUGGAAAAGCAGGUAGCCUGCUCACCUCCCCCGAUGGCUAUAAGUUCUUCGUGAUCGAUGAGGCGUCCGCUAGUGCCGAUCCUGUUAAAUCGGUUGAGUUGAAUGUGAGCAAUCUGGAGAACUCGAGGAAGUAUUGGCAUGACUUGCUGAAGCUGCAAGUUCUUGAGGAGAGCAAGGAGAGCCUGCGAUUGAGUUACGGCGAAAAGCAGGCUUCCCUGCAGGUCACCCAGAUCGCAGAGCCGAUAAACCGCGCCAAGGCCUACGGGCGUAUUGCCUUUGCCAUUCCAUCGGCCCAGCAGCCGCCGCUCCACGAGGCGGUGAAGGCAGCCGGCGGAGCCAUCCUUACCCCACUGAUCACGCUGGAUACGCCGGGAAAGGCCACCGUUUCGGUGGUGAUCCUUGGCGAUCCCGAUGGCCAUGAGAUCUGCUUCGUCGACGAGGAGGGAUUCGGCCAGUUGUCGCAGGUGGAGCCCGAUGGCGAACAGCGGCUGGACAAGUACAUCGCAAAGGAUCCCUUCCAGCAGAAGUGAUCCGCCCAACGAUCCUGAGCACUGAUAUUUGUACACACCACUUUGUAUUUGGAAUUCGUUUUGCUGUUACGGUUAUUGGUUGAAUUUACGGGCGAUAUUGUUACUGCACAUUUUGUAUGUUUUAUAUUGUAUCACACAUCUGUUGUUGCUGAUUUUGUAAAAUUCACAUGGUGAAUGAAAACAGGGCCUUAAAAUACUUACAUUUUGAUUACAUAAACUGUCGAUAAACCAA